UUUCUCGAAGGUCUUGUGCUUGCUCACAAGUUUCUAAAUUUAAACUAUUUACGUACAUAUAGACGUGCUACCAAAGCUGUCACAACAAAUUUCAUUUGUAGCCAAAUUUACAGACCCUUGUGUUUAGUUUUUUCGGUAAAUUAUAAAUUCUAACUUUGAAAACACAGAGUUUCGCCGAAAAUCAAUUCAUACAAUUUAGAAGGAGAAGAAGGACUUGCCGGCAGGGAAACUCAAACACAAAGAUAUGGCGACGCCAAAUUUUCUACUGAGCAAUGGUAAAAAUAUGCCUAUGGUGGGCCUAGGCACCUGGCGGAGUCCUCCGGAGGUCAUCACACAGGCCGUUAAGGAUGCUAUUGACAUUGGAUAUCGUCACUUUGACUGCGCCCAUAUUUAUGGAAACGAGAGCCAGGUGGGGUCUGCUCUACGCGAUAAAAUAAAUGAGGGAGUUGUAACACGGGAUCAACUAUUUAUCACAAGCAAACUCUGGAACACAUACCACAAGCCGGAUCUAGUUCGUUCCGCCUGCGAGACAAGCAUCAAGAAUCUGGGUGUGGGCUAUUUGGAUCUCUAUCUAAUGCACUGGCCCAUGGCCUACAAGACGGGGGAUAACCUUUACCCCACCUGCCCGGAUACCGGCAAGGCCGUUUUCGAGGACAUCGACUACGUGGACACCUGGCGGGCAAUGGAGGAUCUGGUGGACGAGGGUAUUUGCCACGCCAUCGGGGUAUCCAACUUUAAUGAGCAACAAAUCAACCGAUUACUGAGCAUGGCCAAACUGAAGCCGGUAGUCCUCCAGAUCGAAUGCCAUCCGUAUCUCCGACAGAAAUCCCUGAUCACUUUGUGCUAUGACAAUGCCAUAGCUGUUACAGCUUAUAGCUCCUUGGGAUCUGGUCAUACACCGUACGAGAAGCCCGGUGCCUAUCCGCUGCUCCAGCAUCCCACCAUUCUGGGCAUAGCCGAGAAGUACGGCAGGACCCCGGCUCAGGUCCUUCUCCGUUACCAGACACAAUCGGGCAUUAUUGUUAUCCCGCGAUCCGUAAGCAAGCAGCACAUGCACGACAAUUUCAAACGCAUCUGGGACUUUGGACUGGCCAUUGACGAUAUCAAGGCUAUAGAUGAUUUAGACUGCAAUGGACGUUUUAUGACCAUGAAGGCAGCCUAUGGACAUCCUCAUCAUCCUUUUGAGCUUGGCCAGGGGAAAUAAUGCAUUUCAAAGUAUUAAUUGUAAAGGUUCUGGAUCAAUAGACCAAAACCACUCUACAUUGCAUUGAUCCUUUCGUUGAAAGUCCCAAAUAUUGUCUAAUUUCACUUAUUCUUUAAUAAAUUUUAGCAUAUUUACACGACAA
Messenger RNA from Drosophila bipectinata, 1346 nucleotides. Its product is annotated as 1,5-anhydro-D-fructose reductase. Gene Ontology annotation, molecular function: aldose reductase (NADPH) activity. The record is from RefSeq and is a predicted model, not a curated record. NCBI's taxonomy places the organism in Eukaryota, Metazoa, Arthropoda, Insecta, Diptera, Drosophilidae. Gene Ontology annotation, cellular component: cytosol.